Molecule: messenger RNA, 2011 nt
Organism: Chelonus insularis
Lineage: Eukaryota; Metazoa; Arthropoda; Insecta; Hymenoptera; Braconidae
Gene: Gabat
Product: 4-aminobutyrate aminotransferase
Exons: 10
Coding region: 163-1659 (498 amino acids)
Biological process (GO): GABA catabolic process
Cellular component (GO): mitochondrion
Molecular function (GO): pyridoxal phosphate binding
Source: RefSeq, a predicted model, not a curated record
CGGAGUGUGCGCAUAUACACAAAAUUUUCAUCUCAAUACAGAACCGGUUGGUCUGUGUAACUAAGCUAAAUAUCAUCACUUUUGUUGGGACUUGGGAGAAUACUGCGUCGAAAUAAUAAAUCUCCUAAUUUUCAGUCAUAAAAAAUCAAUAAGUUUUCGAAAAUGAUGAGCAAAUGUUACAUCUUUACAAAAGGACGAUCAAUCAUUAAAAGUGCUGCUGUCAAAGAUCGAAAAUUAUGGGAGAAAUUUUUAACCACUGCAUCAUGUUCUGAACCUUCUGGACCAACCGUAAGGACUGAUAUUCCUGGACCACAAUCUCGUCAGCUACUCGAUGAACUUAAUCAAUAUCAACAAGCAGCUACCGUUCAGCUGUUCGCUGACUACGACAAGUCUACCGGAAAUUACAUCGUGGACGUGGAUGGAAAUACAUUGUUAGACGUCUACAUGCAAAUAUCAUCAGUUCCGUUGGGUUACAAUCAUCCAGCAAUGCUAGAAGCUCUUUCAAAUCCCCACAAUCAAAGGACAAUCAUCAAUCGACCAGCUCUUGGGGUAUUUCCUGGUGCAGAUUGGCCUAAGAAGCUCAAAAGUGUACUACUGAAACCAGGAGUUGCUCCGUCGGGUCUCGAUCACAUAACGACGAUGAUGUGUGGCUCUUGUUCUAACGAGAAUGCUUUUAAAAAUAUUUUCAUGUGGUAUGCUGAUAAACAAAGAAACGGUCAAUCUUUUUCGAAAGAAGAAAUGGAAACUUGUAUGAUAAAUCAAGUUCCUGGAUCCCCACGUUAUUCUAUAUUAUCUUUUAAAGGAGCAUUUCAUGGAAGAACUUUGGGAUGUUUAUCAACAACUCACAGUAAAUAUAUUCAUAAAAUUGAUGUCCCUGCUUUCGAUUGGCCAAUCGCUUCUUUCCCAGCUUACAAAUAUCCGUUGAAAGAAAAUAUCAGACAAAAUCAAGAAGAAGAUAAACGCUGCUUAGCUGAGGUUGAAGAUUUGAUUGUCAAGUUUGAUAAAGAAAAGAAUGUACCUGUAGCUGGAGUAAUAAUUGAGCCUAUUCAAGCAGAAGGGGGUGAUAACCAUGCUUCUCCAGAAUUUUUCCAACAACUUAGAGAUUUAACUACAAAGCAUGGAGUAGCUUUAUUGAUUGAUGAAGUGCAAACUGGUGGUGGACCAACUGGAAAAAUGUGGUGUCAUGAACAUUUUAAUCUUAAAACUCCACCAGAUGUUGUGACGUUCAGCAAGAAGAUGCAAAUGGGAGGAUAUUAUCACACCAAAGCACUGAGACCUAAACAAGGCUAUAGAGUAUUUAACACUUGGAUGGGUGAUCCAAGCAAGUUGAUUCUACUGGAAACUAUUAUUGAAAUUAUUCAACGAGAUAAUUUGCUAGAAAAAGUAUCAAAAGUUGGUCAAUACACUCUUGAAAAACUCGAGACUCUUGAAAAAGAGCAUUCAAAUAUCAUUAACUCCUCUAGAGGUCGAGGAACUUUCAUUGCAUUCAAUGGAGCAACGCCUGAAAUAAGAGAUAGUAUUAUAAAAAAACUUUUAAAGAAAGGUAUUCAAGCAGGCGGUUGUGGUGCUAAUUCUAUUAGACUAAGACCAGCAUUGACCUUCGAUCAACAUCAUGCUGAUAUAUUCUUAGAUUCACUUCGUUCGGUUCUCAAGGAAUAAACUAUAUUUGUAAUAAUUAACAAAUGUAACAAUCAUCAUUUCAACAGUCUUCCAAACUAUUCAUAAUUAAGAGUAACUUCUACAUAUUUUUGUAAAUAUAUAAACAAAAGUUACUUUGAUAUUGUGUGAAAAUGUUAAUAUUUAAUUAUGUUCCUUAUUGCUGAUGUAUUUUUUGCCGUAUAUUUGAGAUUGAUACCGUUCAUUGUUCGUCCACAAUCAGUUUACCAAAUGAAGAUCAAGUUGUUUAUAAAAAUAAAGAAAUUACGAGGAUGUUAUUUAUUCAUUGUAAAAAUAAAUCGCUGUCUUCCAUUAAAUGAUGAUAAUAAAAAAAUGAGACAAUAAAUAAAAACUA